CGAAUUAAAAAUAACAAAUAUACAGACAAACCACACACACAUAUGAUACAAAAUAAAAAAUGAAAAAACAGCCAGAUUUUAUUGAUUAUAAAUUACGAAUGAAUCGUAAAGCACAGGAAAGACAGCAAAAAUAUUAUGAAGAACAAUUACAAAGACGUCGAUUGAUUGGUCAACCAUCAACAAUUGAACCAUGGUAUUCAUUAAAUCGUAAUCGUAAUAUAUUCAUAUUAGCUUCAUUAUUAACAAGUUUGAUUUUUAUCAAACCAAUAGCUGAUGCUAUUAUUGGUUUAAAAAAUGCUGGUCGUUUACAAAAAGAACAGGAAAAAUUUCGUAAACAAUUGGAUGCGGAAGAAGCUGCUGAGGAAUUGAAAAAAACAAUCAUCAAAUCCAAUUAAUUAAUUACAAAUUAAAUUUAAAAAUGUUGUAAAUAUAAAAAUGUAAUCAUCAUUUUUAUUUUAUAGUAAUAAUUAUUAU
This is a messenger RNA of Dermatophagoides pteronyssinus (European house dust mite), 474 nucleotides long. RefSeq lists its product as uncharacterized. The record is from RefSeq and is a predicted model, not a curated record. NCBI's taxonomy places the organism in Eukaryota, Metazoa, Arthropoda, Arachnida, Sarcoptiformes, Pyroglyphidae.